Molecule: messenger RNA, 1017 nt
Organism: Uncinocarpus reesii 1704
Lineage: Eukaryota; Fungi; Ascomycota; Eurotiomycetes; Onygenales; Onygenaceae
Exons: 4
Coding region: 1-1017 (338 amino acids)
Cellular component (GO): nucleus
Source: RefSeq, a predicted model, not a curated record
AUGGCGCCUCAACCAAAGUCUGGAAGACGCACUAACAGUGCUAUCGCAGUUAAGGAGACAGCUGCAUCGUCGCGUCCGAGACGUGUAGUGAAGGAAUUAGUGAAGGAUGUUGAUGAGACUCCCGUGAAACGCGUUGCAAAGCGUGCAACUGCAUCAAAAACUGCAAAAGGAGCACAGACAACUACUGCUGCCAAGGGUGCAACCACCAAGGGAAAGGUUGGAAGGCCGCCUAAAAGGAAGGCUGGCAAAGUAGCACUUGAUGAGCCUGCACCUGCUAAUACUGGCCGUAAACGGACAAAGACGACCAAGUCCGAAGCCAACGGAAAGAAAGAAGAGCCUGCCAAGGUGGUGAUCAAUGAGACCGAAGAAGCUGAAGAAGCUGAAGAAGAUGAGGAUGGUGAUGCUCGUGAUGAUAAGUCUUACUGGCUUAUGAAAGCUGAGCCGGAAUCGAGACUUGAGAAGGGUGUUGACGUUAAAUUUUCAAUCGAUGAUCUACGCGAAGCCACAGAGCCUGAGGCCUGGGACGCUCGGAAUCAUAUGCGCACCAUGAAAAAGGGUGACUUGGCAUUUUUCUAUCAUUCGAACUGCAAGGUCCCGGGUAUUGCUGGCGUAAUGGAAAUCGUCAAGGAGCACUCUGUGGACGAGUCUGCUUUUGAUCCGGCUCAUCCGUACUAUGAUGAGAAAUCCAACCGUGAUAACCCAAAGUGGGAGGUUGUACAUGUUGAAUUCAGACGCAAGUUCAAGAGCCUCGUCAAGUUGACCGAACUCAAGUCUUUUGCGAAGCCCGGCGGGGCCCUAGAAAACCUUCAGAUGAUGAGACAAUCCCGUUUGAGCGUGUCUUCCGUGACACCAAAGCAAUGGAGAUUCAUCAUGAAUUUAGCUGAAGAAGACGAAGAAGACGAAGAAGACGAAGAGGAGAAUGACAGAAAUGAGGGAUCCGUCAAGAAAGAUGAGGAUAACCAUGGAGAAAGCAAGGUUGAAAACAGCCAUGGAGAAAAUAAGGAAAGCAACUCUUGA